CUUUCCAUCUCUUCCCUCUCAACGACCGCUUUCCCGCUUUACGAUACAUUUUCAUCAUGGCAACAGCGUCAGGCAGCAUCGCAGAGAUGGAGGACGUAAUCGGGGCGAUCGAACUACCAGUAGCACGGCCACUUCCCCCGGCCGUUGUCAACUCGACACCAAGUGCGGAGGUCACGGCUCGUGAGACGCCGACUCAACUCUCAUCUGAGCCGGGCCAACGACGGAGUAGAUUUAGGACGUUGACGGUCAUGGCCGCUCUUUUUGCUGCCCUGUUCAUCGCCGCGCUGAACACCACCAUCGUCGCCACCGCAAUCCCGACCAUCUGCUCCGAUCUGCACUCCGCCGCCGGCUACUCCUGGAUCGGGGCCUCAUAUGUCAUUACCACCACCGCUGUCGUCCCCAUAUGGGCGAAGCUAUCAGACAUAUGGGGCCGCAAGCCGAUUCUGCUGACCGCCGUGGCGCUGUACUUUGCCAGCUCCAUCAUCUGCGCCGUCUCGAGCAGUAUGGGCAUGCUGAUCGCGAGCCGCAGUGUCCAGGGCGUAUCCGGGGGCGGCCUAUCCUCCCUCAUCACCAUUGUCAUUUCAGACCUGUUCAGCAUGAGGAGCCGACCUCUUUUCCUCGGUCUCCUUCACGUAACCUGGGCUGUUGCCGGUGGCCUUGGACCGGUGCUCGGCGGGGCCUUCACCCAGCUCCUUUCGUGGAGGUGGAUAUUCUGGAUCAACCUCCCAAUCUCGGGGACGGCGUUCUGCUUGCUGCUCUUUUUCCUGGACGUGCAUAACCCGAAAACCAAAUUCGCCGACGGGGUCAAGGCGAUCGACUGGGCGGGCAGUCUUUCUAUCGUGUCCGUCAUGGUCAUGGUGCUUCUCGGUCUCAACUUUGGAGGCACGGCGUAUCCGUGGGACUCGCCGAAGGUCAUCUGCCUGGUCGCGGUCGGUGCUUUGAUGGCCGUCGUGUUUCUCUUCAGCGAGAGCCGACUCGCCCGGCACCCGAUCAUGCCUCUGGGCCUGUUCCGCCACAAAUCCAAUGCCGCAUGUCUUGCGAUUGGCUUUGCACAGCAUUUCGUCAUCAACGCGGCCGAGUACUAUCUUCCACUCUAUUUCCAGUCGGCAAAGGAGGCUUCGCCGCUGCAAUCUGGCCUCCUCCUCCUUCCGCUGAUAAUCACCGAGGCACUUACUGGAAUCUUCGCGGGCCUUUUCAUUUACCGUGCGGGCCGCUAUGUCGAGCUCAUCUGGGUUGGUGUGGCGUUGCUGACCGUCGGCAACGGGCUCUACAUCUAUCUCAACGCGACGUCCCCGAUAGGAUCGAUUGCGGCGUUCGAAGUCGUGGCCGGGCUGGGCGCAGGCCUUCUGUUUGAACCUCCUCUCAUCGCUCUGCAAGCUCUCGUCUCCCAAGACGACACCGCAACCGCCACGGCAACUCUCGGCUUCAUCCGGAACAUCGGUAUCGCGCUCUCGAUCGUCGGCGGCGGGAUCAUCUUCCAGAACGGAAUGCAACUGCAGAGGUCGAAAUUGCGAGGUCAUGGACUGCCGGCAGACCUGGUCGAGACCUUCUCUGGCCCGGACGCCGCGACGAAUAUCGACCUCAUCGCGACCAUCUCAGAUCGGGCCCAGAAGCUAGCGGUCAAACAGGCCUUUGCGUGGAGUUUGAGGAACAUAUGGAUCAUGGCCGCUUGUAUGGCCGCGUGUGGGCUUCUUGCCGGUGGGCUUGUCACAAAGAAGGAGCUGGCGAAAGAGCACACCGAGACUCGGACUGGGAUCAAAGACAAGAGAGAGGUCGACAUGGCCGGGCAUGACGGCUUGGAACCGGCACCUACCGUUGCGAGCAGGGAAGAACUCUCCGCCUAAGCACUGCAUAGAAUGGUCAUGGUAAGUCACGGCCACGUCAGCGCGAUAUCGAGCGGAGAUAUUCUUGCUCUCUAUAUCAAACGAGGUUCCUUCUUUAUACCUGCCGAACAGUGCCACUUCUUUAGUUCGAGAUAC
Molecule: messenger RNA, 1979 nt
Organism: Cladophialophora immunda
Lineage: Eukaryota; Fungi; Ascomycota; Eurotiomycetes; Chaetothyriales; Herpotrichiellaceae
Exons: 4
Coding region: 57-1844 (595 amino acids)
Biological process (GO): transmembrane transport
Molecular function (GO): transmembrane transporter activity
Source: RefSeq, a predicted model, not a curated record